Nomia melanderi (Alkali bee) is the source of this 2264-nucleotide messenger RNA. RefSeq lists its product as uncharacterized. The record is from RefSeq and is a predicted model, not a curated record. Gene Ontology annotation, cellular component: nucleolus. Lineage: Eukaryota; Metazoa; Arthropoda; Insecta; Hymenoptera; Halictidae. Gene Ontology annotation, biological process: negative regulation of protein kinase activity. Gene Ontology annotation, molecular function: double-stranded RNA binding; protein kinase binding; protein kinase inhibitor activity.
UACAUAGUACCUAACAGCUUGAGCAAAUAGAAUGGAAGUAGUAGGGAACGCUGAUCGAAGUCACUAGUUUGAGGGGAGGCAGUUCAAACACUUUUGAUAUACUUACCUACGUACAUAGAUUAUACAGUUUUCUAUGUAUAUUGCAUGUUUCUUUUGUAGUUAUCAGUUUGUUGUGUAUGAUUUACGUUUCAUAGUCGUGUUAUGAAAAGUGUGUAAUCUUAAUAUAAUACUAUUACUAAUAUGCCGGAGAAUAAAGAAAAAGAAGAAGAAAAGCCUGUUGUUGCAAAAAAUGCAAUUGAUUUACAGCGAUUAAAACUUCAAAAAUUAAUGAAAAAUCCAGAGAAACCUGUUAUAUUACCAGAACGACCUAAAGCUAAAAGUACACCAACGGUACCAGAAUUUGUACGUAAUGUAAUGGGAAGUAGUGCAGGAGCAGGCAGUGGAGAAUUUCAUGUGUAUAGACAUUUACGGCGUAAAGAGUAUGCCAGACAAAAAUUUAUACAGGAGAAAGGUCGUAAGGAACUUUUAGAUGCUGAAUAUCAUCUGAAAUUAGAAGAAAAUAAAAGGAUAGCUGAAGAAAUAACAGCCAAAAAGAGAGCAAAGAGACAGAAAAAGAAGCAAAAGUGGAAGGAAAAGAAGAAAUUGAAAUUAGUAAAUAACCAAUCAAAUAAAACUGAAGACAGCAAUUCAGACGAUAAUAGUACAGAUAAGGAAGACGAGGAUGAAGAAAAUGAUAACGAAUCUAAAGUUGUAGUCAAUGAUGAAAUUAAAGAUAAUACGAUUGUAGAAUACACAUUAGAGACAAACAUUAAUAAAAAUGUAGAUCGGGACAAGGUAAAUCAAAAGGAAUUGCAAUUACAGAGUAUUACUAAUGCAAAAAAUUAUAAAUCUGAAAUUGAACAUGCUAAUGAUGUAUCAACCUUUGAAUGUAAAAUAUCUGAAAAUAACAGUGAGAAUCGUAUACUUGAUAGUAUAAAUCUUUAACAGAGAAUUGUGUAAGAAUUAAAAGCACUUAAUGUGAAGUGGUCGUUUAAAGCUGUAUUUACAUUUAAUUGUGAUUAUUUCUGCUAAAAUAAUGAACAGUGCUAUUUUUUUAUAAAUAUGAUUACAAAAAUCACUAAGAAUUGUUAAUUUUUUUACACAUAUCAGUGAAAUAUGACUUCCAAAUAAAUAAUUUAAAGUUUUUAAUUCAAAUUUUAAAAAGCUUUAAACAAUGAAUAUAUAAUGUAAAACAAGGAUAUAAAUGUAAAAAGAUGUUUUCAUGAUAUUACAUAUAAUUUAAGUGUUUGUUAUAUAUACCUUCGUUAAAUAUUUGUGUACAUUCUCCAGUUAGAUAAUUGAAUUUAUAUUCUACUUGAGUAUAGAAUGUAUACAAUGAUUUUUCUUUUUUUGAUAGUUGUACAUCAUAAUACUAAAAGAGUGGCAUCUAAAUUGUCAUAUCGUUUAGUUCUUUCAAAAAUGUUUGCCAAAUUGUGAGCAAUUUUCCGAUCUUCGAAUAAAGGAGCACUCUUCACAUAUUUCUCCAGUUGAGAUUUUGCUUUUAUUAAGUCUCCAAUUUUCUCGGGCACAAUUGUUUCCUAAAACAAGCAUUAGAAAUAAUAACAUUAUUUAAAAUAGUUUUUAAUAUUAAAUUAAUGGUUAAUGGUUAAUUAUAAGUAGCAAAUCAUUGUACCUGAAAUUGUUUCAUAUAAUCAGAAAUCACAUCUACAUGGUCACCAAUCUCUGACCAAAGAGUUUGUAAAUCUGACACAUCAGUACAAGCAGCAACAUGACUAAGGGUAAGGCACAACUAAACAAAUUAUAAUAAUAAGUAUGUACAAUAGUAUUAUAUUAUUCUAUGUAUAGUAGUAAGUUUAAGUACUUGUUGUACAAGAGCGUCACGAUGAGGAUAUUCAAUGUAACUUGGUACAUGUUGAGAAUUUUCAAAUGCUACGAUAAUGCUCUUCCAUAAAAUUACAGUGUACUUCUCAUAAGAAUUACAAGCACGUAGUGCCCAUGCUGCAUUAGAACGGACUUUAAAGUUUGGACUGUAGCAUAUUAAAUUACAUAAUGCAGGAAAUAUUAAAUCCUAUUGGAAUAAAAUUAUAUUAUAAAUUGGAAAAAGAAAUAGUUGAUGAAUGUUCAUUUCAUUAAUUACAUACCCGCCAAGAAGAUGGUAAUAUUUCGUCUGGAUUGUUACUUAAAACUAAUCCCAGAGCACGGCAAGCAUUCCAGCGUACCUUCAACAUUCAAUAAAUCAAAAUGUAUUAAAUUAUAUGGCUAUU